Messenger RNA from Nestor notabilis (Kea), 1620 nucleotides. RefSeq names its product chromosome unknown open reading frame, human C11orf16. NCBI's taxonomy places the organism in Eukaryota, Metazoa, Chordata, Aves, Psittaciformes, Psittacidae. The coding region runs from base 1 to 1620 and encodes 539 amino acids. The transcript has 9 exons. The record is from RefSeq and is a predicted model, not a curated record.
AUGGCUGGUUUGGAAGCAUCCCUGCCAACAGGUCACAGGUACUGCAGUGCGAUGCCAGCUCUGGACAAGUCCUUGUGCUCCAGUGUUGUGCCUAUUGGCAGCCGCUGCUGCAGGAGCUCCUCUGUAGUGCAUCCCACCCGGAUCGCUGAGCCCCUCACCCCCCGGAGGUGCCAAUGGAUUACCCACUACACCCCCUCCCCUGACCCAGCACGGAGGAGGCUGAGUGCAUCAGGGAGAUCGGUGGCUUUAGACAGCAACAUCCCUGUGUUGGUGAGAGGGGAACAAGACGGAUUUUACUACCAUGGUACCGUAAAAGAGGAGUUAGAGCAGAAUGAAAGAGGCGUGUUCCUGGUAGAGUUGGCCAAACCACUUGUGUCACGUGGAAGGCAUCCAGUGUGUGUACAAAAAACAGCAAAGGAUGACAUAAUAGAAUACGUGAACGGGAUGAAGCACUCCUUACUCCCUGGAGACAAAGUGCUGGCCCCCUGGGAGCCAAAUACGGCCAGGUAUGGCCCUGGAACUGUCCUCAUGGGCAUUGAGACAAGGGACCCCUUACGAGCCUCAGAAGAUGAAGAAAUUAUGGUCCACUUCUGGAAUGACAAGAAAGUCAAACUCCCGCAAGGUGUGGCUCUGUGGAUCCCUCCUAGCCUGUGGGAAAGGAUUGUAGAGAUGAUCCACAUGCCCUUCACCAGCAGGGUGAAGUCCAGAGGAAUUCCAGACACCAACUGUUGUAUUUUUUCCUACAGCCCUAAAACAGCCCCGAUUCCCGUUUGCGCUGUACAUAGCCUCGCCAAGCACUGCUUGCUCUGCUUACCCUGCUGGCCAUGUUUCCACUGUCACUGUGGUUGUAUAAGGUGUUUGUCAGCAUAUGUAAGGUGCAUCUGCUGCUGCCAUCCCCGUGUGAGUGCCUGGUGGCCUCUUCCCUCCAGGCGUCUGGUAUUUCAAAGCGAGACAGAAGAGGUAGAUUCCAGCAGUGAGCCCCCUCCAUGCCUUCUAGAACCAAAAAGCCCCAAACCAGAAGCAGCAGCAGCUGUGGCACCAUCUUCUCCCUCUUCUGAUUCAGAGUGGGACCUGGAGCCAUUCCCCACUAAGAGUACCGUGGUGGACAGUGCUGUUAACACAGGCUCCAGUUGUCUGGAGAAGCCAAGGCUAAAGGAUUCUGCAAGACCUGAGUGGAAAUACCGGAAAAGAAGCCACCACAAGUCCCAUCCCAGUAAUUCGGCUCUCCUUUUAGCAUAUAAUCCAAUGGAAACCUACCAGAACAUGAAUUUCGGACUCGUCAAUCGCAGCAGCACAUGUACGAAGGGCAAGCUGGAACCCAAAGCCAUCUCUACUGGGGACACAUUCAGUGUUGCCUCCACUAAUCACGGUGCAAUGUUCAAAACCAUCGAGCAGCCUCCCAGAGGGCAACUCACGAUGAAAGGAAUCUUACGAGACCAAGAUUUCAAGCUGUCAUUGGGGGAAGAAGGUUUUGCAGCAUCAGAAAAACAAAGAUAUAAAACAGCAAGAAAGGAAACAGAGUCAGAUGAUAAUCAUAAAGCAACUUGCAUACGAGACGACAAACUUGAUGAUACAGACCAUCUCACUUGCAACAAAACAGAGAAAGACAUGAUCAACUAG